AUGCCGAAGCCAACGAGUAAAUCCCGUCAGGCGGGAAUAAGAGAGCAGGCGGAGCCGAAAUUCGAGGUCGAAAAAAUCCUCUGCUGCGAACGCCGAGAUGGAGCGCUGCGCUGGUUGGUCAAGUGGAAGGGCUUCCCCGACGAAGACAACACGUGGGAGCCGCGCGAGAGCUUUGGCAGAGACACGUUCAAGAAGCAACUCGACGAGACGCGAAGGCGGUGGGAAGCGCUUCACGAAGAACGCGUCCAGGGGAUAAAGGCAGCGGAGGAGCGCCUCUUUGCGGCGCAGUCGGCCCUCGGGUCGCGUGUGAAUGAGUUCACCGCCGUCGUCUGCGCCUCGGCGCGAACGGCCUUCCGUGCAGGCAUGGCGCGCCGCGCCCUCCAGGAGCUCCGCGCCGCGAGAGUGACACCCCAGGCGGCCGCCGGAGAGGUCACGUUGCACAGUGCCGCGUCGCCCUCAGUCUCUGCGCCCUCAGCCUCUGCGCCUUCAGCCUCUGCCUCGUCGGCAGAUGCGCGCUCAGCCUCUGCGUUGUCGGCAGAUGCAUUGUCUGUUUCGACGCCUGGCGCGGGCGAGGCGGCGGACGCCGAGGGCAGAGGGGUUGGAGCCUGCGCGGAGGCGAGGGACGUGAAGGAGAAGCGACCGCCCCCUGACGCGGCUUCAGCGCCUCCCACGCGGGCGUCAGUGCUUUCCAUCGGACCUCCGUCCGCGUCGGACGCUUCGCCGUCGUCGUUGUCGUCGUCGUCAGCUUUGUCUUCUUCGUCGGCAUCGGCGUCCUGUGAGGCCACUGCGGGCACUACCGUGGCAUCGCUGCUUUCGUCGCUGCUUCCCGCGGCGGACGCGCUGUCUGAGGAGGCGCUGGAGCAGGACCACCAGGCGCUCAUUCUGGAUCUGGAGCGGACCGACGUGGCGCUGCUGCCGGUGGCUCGUGAGAUCUUCGACCUCUUGGAGGACGAAAAGCGACUCUGGCGGGAGCUGGAGCUCGCGCAGACGCUGGGGGCGCCGCGCGGGCACCUCAAGAGCGACUCGAACGACACGAAGAAGCACAGCAGCGGAAAAGGCGGAGCAGGCUACUACGCGGGGAAGCGGAAGCGGAGUGCGCUCAAGCGCCUGAGCGCGAAAGCGAAGACCGAGCUGCUGCCGCCCACAAAAAGACGGGCCGCAGACGCAGCCGGCGACCCGGGAGACCGGAGCGAGGAGGCCGACUCGGUGGCUAGAGGCGGAGGCGCGGAAUCGGGAAAAGCGGCGGCAACUGGAGGUGCAGCAGAGGGCGACGACGCGCUCGCGGACGCAGUCGGCAGCCGCGACAAGAGGGAACCAGUCGCGGCGGCGAAGGCGCCGCGUGUGGAGAAACGCGAAGGCGACGACGCGAGGCACGAGGCGGAGAUUCACAUUGACUCCGCAGCGAGGGGGUACCCACGCAUCACCGAAGUUCGCCUCAAUCAAGACGACGAGGCCUUCGUGGAGGUCGUGACCCUCAACUACAGGUUUGCGAAGUCCGCAGACAGCGUGCCGUGGCAAGCCGUUGUCGCCUCGCUCACAGAAAACCAAAGGCAAUACGCACUCGUCGCAGCCGUCCUUCAGCUCGUCCAGGCCGCCGUGGGGUCGCCGUUGGGGCUCGAGGCCCGCCAGCUGGCGAUCCUGGCGACGAAGCGAGUCAGCGGCCGGUUCAACGUCCUUCACGUUUUGGAUCCUUUCUGGGAGAAAUUGAUCGCCCAGCGCGCGUGCGUGCGCCUGGUGCCGCCGUCGAGUCCGUCGGCGCGGUGUGCCUCGGCGCCAGACGUGGCCGUUUCGGCCUACGACGGUAACGGCGACGCAGGCGACGGCUGCCGAUAUCUGCUUCGCGGAAACAGAAGCGACUUGUACGAGUUCCUCGUGCGCCUCAUUAGCGCGCCGCCAAUUGCGCAAAAGAAGACAUCCCCGCCAGCGUCCGCGCCUUCGGUGGCGGCCGCUCCGUCCCCGCACGCACCGCCCACCGCCGCUCGUGAGCGCACGCUGUUCGUGAUUUCCUCUUCGUCCUCUGAGGCCUCUGACGGCGGUAGCAGUCCGUCGCCGCCAGCAAGUGUCGCUGGCGAGCCAGCUGCGCCGUCCGCGUGGCUAGCCUCCCGCUCUUCUUCGACUUCGGCUGCCUACGCUCGCCCCCCGCCGGAGGCGUCGCGCGAGGGCCGGGUCCCGGCGCGGCCUUCGGCGGGAGUGGGAGUGGUGCAGACCUUCUCGGAGUUUGCGUCGCCGCUGUUGAGCGAUUUUUCUCUCUCUGAGGUGCUGGAGCUUCCGCUCUUCCCGCUCGCGUCGGCGGAAGAUGAGGAGGACGGCGUGACGGCGGUCGCGCCCUUCUUGACGGUUUCAGAGUGCCACACGUGGAUCCCCGAGACCGCGGCGCGCGCGGUAUGUACACCGGAGCUCUGCAGAGUCCUGAUUAACCGCUACCUUUACUUCUCGCCGCACGUCGGUGUGGCGCAGCCCGGCCGGGCGGACGCGCGAGGCAGAGCCAAGAGCGACCACGAAGUUCUGCACUGGUUCCCUCCGUCGCUGGCGAGGUAG
This is a messenger RNA of Besnoitia besnoiti, 2538 nucleotides long. RefSeq lists its product as uncharacterized. The record is from RefSeq and is a predicted model, not a curated record. The transcript has 7 exons. Bases 1 to 2538 code for a protein of 845 amino acids. Gene Ontology annotation, cellular component: pericentric heterochromatin. Lineage: Eukaryota; Apicomplexa; Conoidasida; Eucoccidiorida; Sarcocystidae. Gene Ontology annotation, biological process: chromatin organization; negative regulation of transcription by RNA polymerase II. Gene Ontology annotation, molecular function: chromatin binding.